Molecule: messenger RNA, 3324 nt
Organism: Herpailurus yagouaroundi (jaguarundi)
Lineage: Eukaryota; Metazoa; Chordata; Mammalia; Carnivora; Felidae
Gene: HOXC12
Product: homeobox C12
Exons: 2
Coding region: 86-931 (281 amino acids)
Biological process (GO): regulation of DNA-templated transcription
Molecular function (GO): DNA-binding transcription factor activity, RNA polymerase II-specific; sequence-specific double-stranded DNA binding
Source: RefSeq, a predicted model, not a curated record
UGGCCAAUGGGUGGCCGGUGCAGGUUUAACUAUGUUUAAUGUCAGAUAGCAAUAAAGUAGAAGCUGCCGGCCGGGCCCCGCGGAAAUGGGCGAGCAUAAUCUCCUGAAUCCCGGGUUUGUGGGGCCGCUGGUGAACAUCCACACGGGAGACACGUUCUACUUCCCCAACUUCCGCGCGUCCGGGGCGCAGCUGCCAGGGCUGCCUUCGCUGUCCUACCCGCGCCGUGACAACGUGUGCUCGCUGCCCUGGCCGUCGGCGGAGCCCUGCAAUGGCUACCCGCAGCCCUAUCUCGGCAGCCCGGUGUCGCUCAACCCGCCCUUUGGCCGCACGUGCGAGCUGGCGCGCGUGGAGGACAGCAAGGGUUACUACCGCGAGCCGUGCGCCGAGGGCGGCGGGGGCCUGAAGCGUGAGGAGCGCGGGCGCGACCCGGGCCCAGGAGUCGGGCCAGGGGCGGCGCUGCUGCCGCUGGAGCCGUCGGGGCCCCCUGCACUCGGUUUCAAGUACGACUACGCGGCGGGCGGCGGCGGCGGCGACGGGGGCGCGGGACCCCCGCACGACCCGCCCUCGUGCCAGUCACUGGAAUCCGACUCCAGUUCGUCCCUGCUCAACGAGGGUAACAAGGGCGCCGGCGCCGGCGACCCGGGCAGCUUGGUAUCGCCUUUAAACCCCGGCGGCGGGCUCGCGGCCAGCGGCGCGCCCUGGUACCCGAUCCACAGCCGCUCCCGGAAGAAGCGCAAGCCCUAUUCGAAGUUGCAGCUGGCGGAGCUGGAGGGGGAGUUUCUGGUGAACGAGUUCAUCACGCGGCAGCGCCGGAGGGAACUCUCAGACCGCUUGAAUCUUAGUGACCAGCAGGUCAAGAUCUGGUUUCAGAACCGGAGAAUGAAAAAGAAAAGACUUCUGUUGAGGGAGCAAGCUCUCUCCUUCUUUUAGGCGGCAAGACACGGGCACCGGCCCCGGACUGAGCCUGUCUCUGGCAGGGAGCAAGAGGGGGGCACUGCCUGGGACCCAGUCCCCGCUUAGAACGCCAGGCAUCUCUGGCAGGCCCUCCCUGGACAUCCUCUUGUCUGUUUUGUUUGUGGUUCCCUCCCACACACCCCCAGCAGGCCCUGCCAGGUCCCAGAGAGAAGGGAAGAAGCCAGCCAAGGAGAGAGGAAGCCCACAGCUGCAGGCAGGGGAUAGGGGCAGGGAAGGCUGAGGUGCUGGGGAAGGACUGGUUUGCAGUGGGACCGGGGCACUGGGCCCGGGGCUGAGGAGCUGGAGCAAAGGUAAUCCAGGCGCCCCCCUCCCACCACUUUCCUUCCGUGGUCGGAAGUCAACCUGCAGUAGGCAAAAGUGGGGACAGUGGAACCGAGGCUCCCCAAACUCCCAGCGGUUGGGGUUAGGAGGGAGCAAGAGCGGAGCGUCGGCGGAGAGAUUGGCAGGGGUCAGCGUAGCUAUGCAAGGGCAGGAGGAAGUGGAGAAACCUGGGAGGAAGUGCGGUUUGGGAGAACAGAGUGAUCAUUAAUGCCCGGUAAAGGCCGCUGGGGUCUGGUCCUCUGGGCCUGGAGGCCGAGGCACAGGCGUUUGACAGAGCCGGCUGCGGACAAGGCGACCAUCAGCCUUAAGUCCUCUCUGGGGCGGGCUGCCUGAAAAGUCUCCUGGUCUCCAGCCUUCUCCCGACGCCUCUGCCCGCCCAUUCGCUCACAGGUGUGCCGCCAGGCACUCUUCCUGCCGCCUAGGCGGCUGCGGACCGGAAGCCGCAAGCGCGGAAUUGAGAGCCCAGCGGACGCAGCCUCGGGCAUAGUAGCCACCCCAGGGACCCCCACCUGGCCCUCCAGGAAGCCCAAGAGGCUGUGAAAGAGUCUGCGAAGCGCGGCAUUGAUUGGCCGGGAGAGUUUCUGGCAGCCGCGGCUACCGCCGCUGAUUCUCCCUUCCCCGCUGGCGUUCACGGUCACGGCCGGCCAGAGGCUGGACCGGCAUAAUUUACGAGGCAGGAGGAGAAUCUGCCCCUAAAGGGGCUACCGGCCGCAGAGGCCCCUGCUCAGCCCUGGUUUCCCAGGCUGGUGACAAUGAAGGAGGGGGGCGCUGCAGUCCCCCACACAACUCCUUUCUCUCUUUUACCCACCCCCCUUCCACCCGCCCCCCCCCCCACCCCACCCCACAACGUCGCCCUUUGUCUCAGGAUCCUCUGCCUCCGCCUCCCCCUGGCCGGCGAGGCGCCGAGUACAAGGACCAGAGCUGAAGGAGGGACACAUCCUCAGAACCGGUCGGAAGCCAAAGAGUGGCUUCUUCUGCAGAGGGCCUUUUAUUCAAAGCCCUCUUCAGGCCCCAGCCCCAGCCCACUAGAUCUAGGCUGGCUUAGGAGAGAGAAGCAGUGGAGAAGCUCGGCACCUUCCUGCCCUCCGUUUUUAUCCCUCUUGGUGAGAGUUCCCCCGACUUCCCCUCUGCCCACCCACCCACCCUUGCAGGAGCAAGGAGAGCAAAAACAGGGAGCUGAUGAGCGUUAAGCCCAGCCUGGACACUGUGAACUGGCCUGCCAGCUUGGGAGUUCUUCCUGCCCUGGAAGAGUCUCUCCUAACACCCCCUCCAAUGGCAAUCCACGGAGCCUGCCGCUCUCCCACCAGCACACAGCGUCAAGUCCCUGGACAAGACUGUGCAGAGGCAUGGGCAAAGGCAGGCACAGCGGAGCCCGGCACCCCCACUGGUCCCCCCCCACCCCACCCCCACCAGUACUUGUAAGCAGGCAGCCUCAUGUCCCCAAAUGCAGCCCUGCAGAGUGGCGGUACAAUCACAUGCCCUCAUCGCCACUGGGCACCUGCCACACUUCCCCACUGACAUAAACUUGUUUCACCCGUAUACAACAAGUUCACAGAAAUCAGCGCCAUUCCUGCUGUCUGCACAAUCCCUUGUGGGCUGGCCCUGAGUGUGAGGCACUCUCCCCUUUGCCUGGUCACCCAUGUACCCCUUCAUGCAGCCUCUCCUGUGACCUUGUGGGCCCUGGGGUGCUGGAUUCAAGCUUCACCCCUCCAGCCUGCCUCCCACAGCCUACUAGAGAAGAGAGACCAGAACACUCCAAAGGGGGUGGGGGUGUAAAGAUAUGCAAUAUUCUCUUCCUGUCGCUUUAAACUUGACUUCCGUGAGCUUCUCUGUCAAUCUGUGUCCUGUUCUCUGUGUCCCUUGCUAGUACCUAGUCUAGUCUCUGUGGGUAGAUGCCCUCCCCAGCUCUCUGUAGUGUGCCCUCCUAGUCAAACGUCUGUCUUUAGCACGUUUUCCCUUUAUAGAGUCCUUGUACAGAGUUGCUUCAUCAUAUUAAUAUUAAUAAUAAUAAUUAAAACAUGACUGAA